CUAGAAAAAAGAUAAAACCACACUCUUUAUUUUACUUCUUUUUUCUUCGUUUGUCGGCUUCAUUAUUCUCUUCUCAAAUUUUACACACACAAAUUCAUCAUCGUUUUAUUAUUUUCUUUUUUUUGCUCUCACUUCUUUCACAAGUAACGCUUCUGCUCGUUUACUGAAUUUCAUAAUCCUCAAAGAGUGACUCAGUGAACAAACAUUGUCUAUUUAACAAGACGUUCUUGUAUGAUUCAUAGGUUGUUGUUGGUUUUCGAUUUUCGAUUCUGAGCUCAGCUGUUGUGGGAAGAAGCGGUUAGAAAUGCGGCGUCGGGCAGCCGAGUUUCGGCGCCCGAUUCGACGGAAGUUGUCUUAUGGGAUCUGCUUUCUUCUUGGAGUGUUCUCCGUUGUCGGUUUGGUUUUGUUUUUUCUUCAACAUAGUUACCAUGAAGAUCGGCUCAAACAUCCUCUUCUGGAGAGAAACAAAAAUGUUGAACAUUUUGCUACGGAUAGAUUGAAUUUUACCGAAGAAAUUUUAAGUGCGGCGUCUUUUUCGAGGCAAUUAUCAGAGGAAAUGGUUCUGGCCAAAGCUUAUGUUGUUAUUGCCAAAGAACACAAUAAUCUUCAUCUAGCAUGGGAGUUAAGCUCAAAGAUUAGAAGUUGCCAGCUUUUGCUUUCGAAAGCUGCCAUGGCCGGAAAGCCUGUCACGAAGGAGGAAGCCGAACCGAUUAUUAAAAGCCUAUCUUCUUUGAUUUUCAAGGCACAAGAUAUCCAUUACGACAUUGCAACUACUAUAGUUACAAUGAAAUCGCAUAUUCAAGCUCUUGAGGAGCGGGCGAUUGCGGCGACAGUUCAGAGCAAUGUGUUUGCUCAAAUAUCGGCCGAAGCAUUGCCGAAGAGUCUUCAUUGUUUAGAUGUGAAACUUACUUCUGAUUGGUUAAAGAAACCUUCUCUGCAAAAAAUCUCAGAUGAGACGAGAAACUCGCUCCGGCUUACGGAUCCGCAUCUAUAUCAUUUCUGCAUCUUUUCGGAUAAUGUACUGGCAACAUCUGUCGUUGUUAACUCGACAGUUCUCAACGCUGAGUAUCCAAUGCAGUUAGUUUUUCAUAUUGUAACCGAUGGUGUCAACUAUGGAACAAUGCAAGCAUGGUUCCUCGGUAACGACUUUAAAGGUGCUACAAUAGAGAUUCAGAAUGUCGAGGAUUUUCGUUGGCUGAAUGAAUCUUAUUCUCCGAUUGUCAAACAGCUUCUCAAUUCAGAAUCUCGAGCCUUUUAUUUCGGGGCAUAUCCAGAUGUAAACGCGGAACCGAAACUGCGGAAUAACAAGUUUUUGUCUUUACUAAAUCAUCUUCGGUUUUACAUCCCCGAGAUUUAUCCACAGCUUGAAAAGAUUGUUUUCCUUGACGACGACGUUGUUGUCCAGAAAGACCUAACACCGCUUUUCUCACUUGAAUUGCAUGGAAACGUAAUCGGUGCAGUCGAAACCUGUCUUGAAGCAUUUCACCGGUACUACAAGUAUCUCAACUUCACAAAUUCAAUCAUAAGCUCAAAGUUCGAUCCACAGACAUGCGCGUGGUCAUUAGGCAUGAAUGUUUUUGACUUGAUUCAAUGGAGGAAAUCAAAUGUGACAGCAAUAUAUCACUACUGGCAAGAGCAGAAUGCGGAUGGGACGCUGUGGAGGCUCGGUACACUUUCUCCUGCACUUCUUAGUUUUUAUGGUUUGGUCGAACCACUUGACAGAAGAUGGCAUGUUUUAGGACUAGGUUACGACCUAAAUAUCGAUAAUCGAUUAAUCGAAAGUGCGGCUGUUAUUCACUUCAAUGGUAACAUGAAACCAUGGCUGAGAUUAUCUAUAAGCAGGUAUAGGCCACUAUGGCACAAGUACAUAAAUCAAAGUCACCCUUAUUUUCAAGAAUGUGCUAUAGGUUAAAAUACAACUAUUUAUAGAUUAUGGAAUCACAGAUUAUUGUAGAGUCAGAAGUAGAUAAUUUUGACUUGAAAUCAUCACAAUCUCUUGAAAUAGAAAAGAAUAAAGGUUUUGCCAUUGUUGUUUUUA
Molecule: messenger RNA, 2038 nt
Organism: Lathyrus oleraceus (garden pea)
Lineage: Eukaryota; Viridiplantae; Streptophyta; Magnoliopsida; Fabales; Fabaceae
Product: hexosyltransferase GAUT11
Exons: 2
Coding region: 305-1912 (535 amino acids)
Molecular function (GO): polygalacturonate 4-alpha-galacturonosyltransferase activity
Source: RefSeq, a predicted model, not a curated record